Molecule: messenger RNA, 1763 nt
Organism: Aspergillus pseudonomiae
Lineage: Eukaryota; Fungi; Ascomycota; Eurotiomycetes; Eurotiales; Aspergillaceae
Exons: 1
Coding region: 82-1440 (452 amino acids)
Source: RefSeq, a predicted model, not a curated record
CAGAUUGCUGGUUAUUUUGCGCUCGCUAUCCCAAACGAGGCCGCACCGGUGGCGCAUAUCACUGGACGGGCAAUUCAGCUAAUGGAGCGCUGUGGAGUGCCUCUGGAGCAAACCCAGCAACUAGACCGUCCGCAUAUCUUCUUUGACACUCUACACUCGGCAACGGUGUCGCAAAGAAACCUCUCAUCGCUGGAGGUGAGAAGAAGCGUUUACUACGCCUUUUUUGGCAAGCCCUCCCCAACAACCUCCCCACGUGCUUCUCCGGGGCAUCCAUCGUCCAGCGAGCCUGUUUCACCAUUGUUUAUCCCCAGCGAUGUUCCGAGAUCAGAGUCGGAACCGGCAUACGACAAUAUGUCGAUAAACGGCUCUGAUGAGGCGUCAUUCCAUGGCCGUCAGGAUCGUUUGGAAACCCCUGAAGAACAAGAUCAGAGGCAAGGAGAUCGAUGGCAUCGACACCAAGAAAGACAGCCGGCGGUGGAGCACGGCCCACCUCUUCCCCAAGAGCCUUCCAUAUCAAGUUCCAUAAGAGCGGCGUCUACUAUCUCUGAGGUCAUGGAUAUGGAUUGUGAAAGGUCUGACGCAGGAGAUCAGAUUCGACGGCAGAUUGUCGGACAACAGCCGGCAGGUAGCAGAGGAAUGGAUUCUGGCAGUGAGGAACCGGAUGAUACGGAGAUCGAUGAAGAUGACCUACGUAACCGAUCAGAGGGUGGGAGUCCGGGGGUGGAGGGCACAGCCACUGUGGUUUCUUUGACUUCAGGGGCGCCACGUGAUACGGAUAUGUCCAGCGUGCCAGUUGAGGGAGCAGAUGCAGUGGACGGGGCCAUGGACCUGGGUUCUUCCGCACUGACCCAAUCCGAGUCGGUGGAAGAUCGUGCUGGAAUACCAGCUACAUUAUCACGCCAGUCAACUGUUCAGUCACCAACAAUCUCCACAGUUCUUAAGGAUACGACAUGGAAACCAUAUGAUGCUACACAGAAAGGCAACCGUAACGUGACAAAAAGAUCGCUUGCCGCUCGAGGCCAGUCGGUCGCACAAGGGGCUAUGACCAACUCGGAGCCAAGCGCGGAGCAACGGCCCGGAUUUGGUCCGUUGCAACCCAUCGCAGAGCACACUGAGCCAGAAGUAACGCUGUCGGUCGACGAGCCGGAUGGUCCGGAGCAUAUUUCUGGAGGACCAUUACCAGCUGAAGCUCCGCAAGGAACAGUCGGAGAGCAAAUUCCGCCCGGAACGGAGCUCAUCACUGGAGCGGGUGGAGAAUCCCAAGAUGAUCUAGUCGCCCGGGAGCGUGCGGAUACUCUCGACCAGCUACAAACACCUGGGGCUAUCCCCCGCCCUGUGACUGAGCUUCCCCUUGACUUGCCGGAUCUGAUUACACGAUUGCGGGACGAGGGAAGCCAGCUGGAGGAUGAAAGUGUACCCCUUGCCAAUCAUCCAACGUAGGGACAUCCGGAACCGGGGGCUGGAGUUGCUUCGCCACGUACUGAACCCCCCGUACCUAGUCGCUCGGCGGGCGCAGAAUGUGCGGCCCCGUCAGGCAGAGGCAACUCCUCAGCCCGUGACGGUCGUGUUCCGGGUCCGAGAAACCGACGGGCGUUGGAAGACGGCACACAAGGUGGUCGUUGAUCGGUCGGAUCCAUCGCAGGUAGAACGGGUGGCGAGAAAGGAGGCGAGAAACCGGCAGGCAACGUUCUACGAUAAGAAUCUGCGGCUGCUCACGCCCGCACAAUGCUUCAAGGCGGCCAUUGAGGAUGACACCAAUACCA